This is a messenger RNA of Anopheles coustani, 1019 nucleotides long. It is a transcript of the gene RpLP0-like, whose product is annotated as mRNA turnover protein 4 homolog. Gene Ontology annotation, biological process: nuclear-transcribed mRNA catabolic process; rRNA processing; ribosomal large subunit assembly. NCBI's taxonomy places the organism in Eukaryota, Metazoa, Arthropoda, Insecta, Diptera, Culicidae. Gene Ontology annotation, cellular component: nucleolus; preribosome, large subunit precursor. Bases 101 to 943 code for a protein of 280 amino acids. The transcript has 2 exons. The record is from RefSeq and is a predicted model, not a curated record. Gene Ontology annotation, molecular function: RNA binding.
CAACCAUUGUCACAUGUUUCAGCGGCGUUUGUGAUUUUGUAAACAGUGUACACGUUUUUCGCACCCCAACUAAUUUUGAGCUACAUUACCAACAGUCGCGAUGCCGAAAUCUAGAAGAGAUAAAAAAGUGUCCCUCACCAAGACGGACCGCAAGGGUCUCUCGAACAAACAACAGAUCAUUGAAGAAAUACAACAAUGCCGCGAUAAGUAUGACAACAUUUUCCUGUUUUCGGUGCAAAACAUGCGCAACAGCAAGCUCAAGGAAGUGCGGGCGGAGUGGAAAAAGUCUCGGUUCUUUUUCGGCAAGAAUCGCGUCAUGCAGUUGGGCCUGAAGCUGAUAAGCGAGGCUGACGAAGCGACCGAGCUGGAAGCCGGCAUGGAGCAGUUUCGCGACCAAAUGAUCGGUCAGUGUGGAUUGCUGUUCACGUCAGAGAAAAAGAAAACCGUCCUCGAUUGGUUUAAUUCGUACUCGGCUGAAGAGUAUGCACGCAGUGGAUUCCGGGCGACGGAAACGGUCGAACUGAAAGAAGGCCCGUUGGAGGAGUUUUCCCACGCAAUCGAGCCGCAUCUCCGUUCGCUAGGUUUGCCGACCAAGCUGAACCGUGGCGUUGUGACAUUGUACAAAGACUACACCGUGUGCGUGAAGGGAAAAGUAUUGACACCGGAACAGGCGAGGAUUCUAAAGUUAAUUGGCAAACCGAUAGCCAAGUUUAAGUUGGUGAUAAACUGUGCCCUUACGAAGAAGCACGGGUUUGAAAUGAUCAACAAACGGGAAAUCAAGGUUACGAAGAAGACUAAAAAGUCGACGAAGGAUAAGAAGGAUACGGCCAAGAAAACAGAAGAAGACAUGAGCGAAGACGGAGAUGAGGAUGACGAUGAUGAAGAAAUGGAGCUAGAUGAUGAUGAGGAAGACGACGAGGAUGACGAUGAGGAUGAAGCGUAGUGCUCUUGUAAGGUGUACAAAAUAAACAAAAAACUUAGCUUAAAAGCUAACACAAUUUCCAAGUGAGUCAUUUUCG